UAAACUCGCCUUGGGGCGGUAUCGUAUCGUUUAUCACGAAUUGAAUUCGGUUCACUCUGCAUUGAGUCAGCAUACAGGACAAUAUGGCUACCUAGUACCCAUCCGACAGUGUUUUGAUACGUGUCAACGUGGCAACCGAAUUUUGACAGUAAACUUUAACCUCUCGUGACUUAUAAACAGAGUGCAAUACGCUAUGAUUUUAAAACGGAUAUUAUUUUUAUUAUGGCCUCUAGGGUGUUAGAAACCCUAACAUGUCAUAAUCUUUUUGUUGAUGUUGUGAGUGUCAACGGAUUCGCCGAAGAAAAACAAAAGAAUAAGGAACGUUUAGAGUAUGUGUUUGCUGUAGAAGUUUACUGGUCGGACGGCAGAAUGUGUUGUGUGAGGAGAACGUACAAAGAUUUUUUAGAACUUUAUAGUUUACUAGUUAAUGAAACUAAGUCGUUAAAGGAGACAGAAUAUUGUAUGUCAAGCAUACCACGAUUACAAGGUUGGAGAUGGUUUAGACGAUAUGAUCGAAUAUUAGCUGAAUCAAGAGAAUUAGAACUACAUCAUUUUGUACAAGAAUUAUUACACCGAAAUCCACAGAUUGCCUCCCAUCCAAUAGUAUUAGACUUCUUCGAACAACGACCAACAGAUCCGUUUCAAUCAACUCUUAAAUCAAACCGCAACUUAGCGAUAUACAACAGCACUCUCCAUAUGGAUAAACAAUACGAAUGUAAUAUUUUAUGACGCCAUUUUGGUGAAAACCUUUGUUUGGGAAUUAAUUAAUAUGUGCAAUGAAAAGUGGAAGAACAAAGAGGAGAAUUAAAGAUAAAAUCGUACGAGACAUUCAUUGCUGGGCCGACGUUUCGGUCACAAUGAUUAAAUAAGUGCCAACAUGUGCGAAGGUCCCAUAGGUAAAAUCGGCCCUCAUUGGUGCUAAUAGGAGCCAACUGCUUAGCCUAAGGGUUGGUCUAAAACCUCAGAUCGAAACGUACCUUUGACAGCCAAUGUCACAUUAUGCGACCGGGCGGCCUUGGAGAUAUUGAAAGUGGAUAAUAGGAAAUAGGGUGAAAGGGUAGACCGCUGGUUUCGACCACAGAAUUAUAUUUCUUGUCGGUAGCUUUUCUUCUAAAAUCAGAGUCUUUAAUUGUCAAAUUAAGAUGAUAUAAAAUUUGUCCGUCAAUAUCUAGAAAUUCACAAUCUGUAUCUGCUUCUCGAAAACAUACUUCAUUUUGUUAAUUGUUUCACCAUCUUUCUGACGCAGUUUACCAAAACGAAAUCUUGCGUGAUAGCACACCUUUUAGACCAAUAUAACGUUUGUUGAGCUUGGCUAGUAGUUUUUCAUACGGUGUGGUAGAAGCAUGUAAUUCUGGAAUUUGUAGGGAUAUAAUGUGUACAUUGAAGACUAACUAGAGAAAUAUUGUGUUGGGGAAAAGAGUGAAUUGGUGUUACGAAAUAAUUACCGGUAUACUCAGUAUUAUACCUUUCGGAGGGAAAUAACAAAAACAAACUCAGCAAAAGAGACAAAAGACUUAUUGUUGGUUAGCUUACUAGGCCUAUAUUAGGCAUAAACCUUUAAUGUUUCGUUCAAUUUAGUUAAAAGCGGCUUUACCAGUGCAGAAAAGUAGGACGUUAAACCCCAUUCCAUGUAUUUAUUACAUAAUACAAAUAUUAUACAAUUACAAAUAUUAAUAAACAGUUGAUUUAAACUUUGA
Molecule: messenger RNA, 1697 nt
Organism: Patella vulgata (common limpet)
Lineage: Eukaryota; Metazoa; Mollusca; Gastropoda; Patellidae
Exons: 3
Coding region: 223-729 (168 amino acids)
Biological process (GO): superoxide anion generation
Molecular function (GO): superoxide-generating NADPH oxidase activator activity; phosphatidylinositol binding
Source: RefSeq, a predicted model, not a curated record